AUGAGAAUAUUACUUUUUGGAGAUGAAAACUUCAGUUUUUGCAACGGCUUUUUAGCCGAUCAUGAAGAUGACAUUGUUGAAGUUUGUAGUUGUUUAAAAGAAAAUGAAUUAAAGCAAGAAAGCAAAAAUAAUAUUAAUUCAUUAAAUAAAAAUGUUGUAAUUCAUUAUGGUAUUAACCCAGUUCAAUUAAAAUCCAAAUUUCCACCCAAUACUUUUGAUGCAUUAUAUUAUAUUUUACCAGGGUUGUCAUUUCAUGGGCAUCCAGAUUUUAUUGAUCCACAAACAGAAAUGUUUAAGUUACGUUUAAAUUUAUUUUGUUUUAGUUUUCUAAAAAGUAGUAAAAAUAUAAUUAAACCUGAUGGUUAUGUUUAUUUAUUAUUUCCAGAAGAAACGGCCACAAAAAGUGCAAGUGCAUUAUCUGUGAAUGAUGCUAAUAUGAACAUAAAUAACGACAACAAAUGUAACAACGAUAGUAAUGAUAAUAUUAACAGUAACUGUAAUAAUACAACUUCAGAGGGUCUUGCAGAGGAUUCUUCUAGAAAUAAUUUUUGUCUACCUUUCCUACCAAUAGAACCAAAAAAGUUAGCAAAAUUUUGCAACAUUUCAAGAGAAUAUAGUAAAGAUUUUAAUUUAAACCUGGAUGUACAUUCAAAUUGGCUGCCCGUUUUGUUCAAUAUGCCCAUUGUGCAUAAAUUGCCAGAAUGGGUAAAAACGUGCAAAUACUACUGUUUCAAGAUGACUGAACUUCCAAUCAAUAAAAAUAAAAAGAGUAAAACGAAUGAAUUCGGUGAUAACAAUAAUGAUGUUUCCACAAACAUGAACAAUGAACAGAACCGAGAUGAAGAUAACGAAAAUAAUGAUGAUGAAAACCAAAAUAUAAAAAGAGAAAUAAAAAAUGAAUAUGAGAAGCGACAAGAUGAUGAUGGAAAUAAUGAUAAUGAGAAUUCCCAAAAUAUGCAGGAUAAUGAAAAUAUGGGGAACAGCACAGAAAAUGAAUUAUCAAAAGAGAAAGCAGAUGAUCCAGAUGAAUAUAAUGUUUUGAAAAUUCCACCCCAAGUUUUUGAAUAUCCUAUUGAAAAAUUAGGGCAUGUAAAUGAGUGCUUCUUAUUUAAACUUUAUUCAAUAAACAGUAAAAGUGUAUUAAUAUCAAGACUGACUUUGAAAUAUGAUCCUAGAAUUUCAGGAUGGAAAGGGGAUAAUAAAGUUAAAAAGGACAUGAUGAAUAUUAAUAUGUCUAUGAAUAUGAAUAACAUGAACAUGAAUAACAUGAACAUGAGUAACAUGAACAUGAGUAACAUGAACAUGAGUAACAUGAACAUGAUGAAAAAUAUGAAUAACUUAAUGAACAUGAAUAAAUAUAAAGGAGGGAAAUACAAGAGCAAACAGCCAAAAAAUGAUUUCCAACAACAAUAUAAAAGUAAUUUAAUGCAAAAUAACAUGAAUUAUUCUUUAAAUAAAAAAGGAAAUAUGAAUUUACCACCCCCACCUCCAACUGAUAUAAAUAUGCAUCCAAAUAAUGUCAAUAUGCCCAAUCAAAAUAUCAAUUAUAAACAAAAUAAUUUUCCUUUUGUAAAUAAUUUUAAGGGAAUUCCCACCAACUUAUCCCCAAAUGUACAAAAUAGUAUUACUAACAUUCCAAUGAACGUUAAUCCGAAUCUUACCAACAACAUGAUGAACCCAUACCUUAACGGUUCUUACAGUAACAAUUUCAGAAAUAACAUGUAUCAGCAAAAUAUCCCCAUGCCACCACCCAUGGGCAAUUUUAACAAGAAAAUAUACCAAGGCCCUAAUAUGAACAUAAAGAGAAAAAAUGAUUUAUAUAACUGCGAUAAUAUGGAAAAGAACUACGACAACUAUAAUGUGAAGGAUAGCUACAAAUCGGAUGAUGACAACAACAUGAACAAUGUUAAUGAGUGCAAUGAUGAUUUCGAACUGGAUCCGUGCGAUUACAACUCGGCGAAUGUAAAGAACUUGCAUAACAAAAAUGCCGAAGAUGCUGAUUAUUAUUUCAUAAAACAGAGAUCAAGACAACAGAACCAUUAUGGUACGUACUAA
Plasmodium gonderi is the source of this 2055-nucleotide messenger RNA. RefSeq lists its product as hypothetical. NCBI's taxonomy places the organism in Eukaryota, Apicomplexa, Aconoidasida, Haemosporida, Plasmodiidae. The record is from RefSeq and is a predicted model, not a curated record. Bases 1 to 2055 code for a protein of 684 amino acids. The transcript has 6 exons.